AUAUAUACUACACACAAUAGCUACUGAUUAAAGGAAAGAGAGCGCUACCAAGGACUAAUGUCUCUAGGAGUUUCUUCUAUAGGCUUCCUUGGAGCUGGUAAGAUUGCAUCAGCUUUGGCAAGGGGGUUCCUUGCAGCAGGACUGAUCAGUAAAGACAGGAUAACAGCUUCAGCUCCUUCAAGAAAAGACCUGGAAAAAAUUGAGGAUCUAGGUAUUAAUGUGACUGAGAGCAAUGAAGAGACUGCAAAGAACAGUGAAGUACUAUUGGUAGCAGUGAAACCUCACGUAGUACCCAAAGUAUUGAAAGAAGUGUCCCCUUGUAUAACAAAGGAUCACCUUAUAGUAUCAGUAGCAGCUGGAGUGACAAUUGAAACAAUAGAGAAGAAUCUACCAGACAACACUAGAGUCAUCAGGUGUAUGCCCAACACACCAGUGGUGGUCAGGAAUGGUGUCACCAUUUACUCUCAAGGUACUGCAGUACAAGAAGGAGACAAGAACCUAGUCCAUCAGCUACUGAUGUCCGUCGGAAUCUGCCAUGAAAUGGACGAGUAU
Messenger RNA from Amphimedon queenslandica, 552 nucleotides. Its product is annotated as pyrroline-5-carboxylate reductase 1, mitochondrial-like. The annotation marks the transcript as partial. The record is from RefSeq and is a predicted model, not a curated record. The transcript is spliced from 3 exons. Gene Ontology annotation, molecular function: pyrroline-5-carboxylate reductase activity. Gene Ontology annotation, biological process: L-proline biosynthetic process. Lineage: Eukaryota; Metazoa; Porifera; Demospongiae; Haplosclerida; Niphatidae.